This is a messenger RNA of Nomia melanderi (Alkali bee), 2689 nucleotides long. Lineage: Eukaryota; Metazoa; Arthropoda; Insecta; Hymenoptera; Halictidae. The record is from RefSeq and is a predicted model, not a curated record.
UCUUUUUGUACCAAUUUGAGGUUGUAUUUAUUAAUAGUAGAUUUAGUGAGUUAACUGUGUAUUGUUGCAAAAUGGAGCGCUAUCAUAUGCUUCCUUGUUUACCUGGAUAUACUUUCGACAUGAAUCUUGGUCGUACUAAAUUUCAUAGAGAUCAAUAUUUUAGUAAAAUACACGAAGGAGUUUAUUAUUUAUCAGAAAAAGCGGAUAAAGGCGAUAGUGUUAAUUAUCCGUCAAUAUAUCCUCGAGGAGAAGCGCAGGAACUGCCAUCAUGGAUUGCUUAUGAUGGCCAACACUGGAUAAUAAAUAUCAUUAACCUUCGUGUAUCACCAAUGAAAGAUUGCACAAUUAAAUUAUCUUUAGCCGCGAAGAUAAGUGUUUUAUUCAGACGGCAAAGAAUACCUAUGCCUAAUCCAGCAAGGUACAGAUAUUAUGAUAUAAUCGAUUUAAAUAUUGGCAAAGAACCGGAAAUUUUCGGUAGAGUGUAUAAGAUUGUCGAUUGUGACAAAUUUACAAGACGAUUUUUAAAUCGUAUGGGUAUCCCAGUUCCUGAUCCCAUUAAUAUUCCAAAGGAUCCAUACAUUGAGUUACGGAAAUGCAAAACAUUUCCAAAGAAACCCAAUCGAAGGAUUGAUACUCGCGGCGAUUUUCUGAAAUAUGAUAGACAAGUACUACGAUUUUACGGUUAUUGGGAUGACACAGAUAGUCUUUAUGGUAUUGUUCACGACCUUGAAAUUCACUUUUACCUUUCUGACAAUACAAUAGCAAUAAAAGAGAAUGUACCAGCAAACUCUGGGCGGAAUACUGGAUGUAUGUUUUUGCAACGGAUGAAUGUUCCUAAAUUCUUUUCUGAACUGGAUCCAAUCGGCUCGCGUGAACCAGUUACCGUCUUAAACGUAAUGGGAGAUGACACAUCUACUGGUUACUAUUCAAUCGAUCCAUUGAACGCUGGGAAAGUAGACAAAGAAAUUUAUAAAGACUACGAGCUCGGUAUUGGCGCACAGAUAAAUAUUUUUGGAAGGAUGAUUGUUAUAACGGAUAUGGAUACAUUUACAAAGGAUUAUUACAGGCAGAAAUAUGGAGUAGAUGAUUUCACUCCUUUGGAGAAACCUCGAAAGGGUGAUGAUGUUUGCAUGAAAGUGGAAAAGUACAUUCCACCUUACAAUGGUUUCGGCUCGUAUGAUGAUUCUCUUGGGAAUUGUUUUACGGUGCUGCCACAACCACCCAAAAUGGAUCUUAUGAAAUUUUUGUAUUACGACAAGCAAGGUUUCGAUAACCACGUUUUGAGAUUUAGGGCUAAAAUGAUAUCGAAUAUACCAGAAAAUGAAGACAGAUUGUUCAUCAUAAGAGUUUUCCUGAUGGAUGAUACGGUUUCCAUUUUUGAACUGGCAAGGAGAAACUCGGGCUUCACGCGCCGUCUUUUCCAAAAGAGAAUGCCAAUAAUGUUGCCUAAUCAAGAAAUAUUUGCGAGCAGGAAACCGGAAUAUUACAAACCAGAAGAUUUCUAUAUCGGAGCACGUGUUAACUUGAACGAUUUUAUCUUUGAACUCACUUCGGCUGACGUUUAUGCUCUUCGUUACAUGGAGUUACACCGCGAUAAGUUUCCACAGGCUAAUAUCAAGCGCAUACUGGCCAAAUUGCGGAAAAUUUUGAAACCAGUUUACAAGGAAUUCGUAGAACUUUAUACGCCUAUAAAGACGGACGAUGAACUUCAGAUUUUGUCCUACGAGAAAUUAAGGGAAAUCAUUUACAAGUAUUCGGAAGGGAAAAUUACGGAACAUGAAAUGAUUACGAUUGCUCGACACUAUUCUUCGCAGGAAAAAAGAGAAUUGCAUAAUCGAGAAUACGUGAGGCGAUUGAUUCAUACAGAGCUUUCCCGAGCUUUAUGGAUGGAUCUUGAUCGAUUGAAAGAGAGUCUUCAUCAUUGGGAUAGAGGACAAACAGGAUUUUUACCACGUGACACUAUGUACAGUGUACUUCGAGGAGCUAAAAUUCCAGCUGACGUGGAGCUAUUAAAUUCUAUGCUUGACCACAUUCAAAGAAACGAGGAAGGAAAAUUGGACUACAAUGAUCUAUUGCGAUUUAUGGAUGUGAAAAUUGACCCUGUUCCACCUAUACCACCAAUAAAUAUCAAGACUGCUCUCUGGUGGGCGUCAGAAAAGGAACCAGAUUGUGGCACCGGCAUAAAUUGGUGUGAUUUUAUAAAAGAUUUGGAUAUCAAAGACGAAAAUGGAGAUUCGAACGAAGCAUCGAAGCUCAUAUCAGAUCCGAGGUGCAUUAAGAUUGGCUCUUAAAAAAUUGUAUGUACUUCUUCGAUCAUUUUCUUUUACUUUUCUUAUUAUUUAUUUUUGAUAUUUAAAAUCUUAUAUAAUGGGUUGAUGCGAAAAGUCCUGACGUUUUCUUGUAAGAAAUAAAAAGAAGAAUUCUCGGCUGUUCGCUGGUUAAACCAAAACUAAAUAAAAACGAAGAAAGAAGUAUCCUUUACACACGUUAUAAUAGUUUGAAAACAAAUGUUAUUUGUUUCGACGACAAAAAAGUUGUUAUUAGCCACGAAUGAAAAGCGUCAGAAUUGUUGCAUCAAGCCAAUACAUCGAAUUUUUAAUUCGUAAAUUCUGCACUGAUUUCAUGCACCAACGAAUAUACUCGGAACAAUGAAAUAUAUCGUUUGAAGUGAAUAAAAACACACUGUUGU